AUGUCAUCCAACAACAAUUUUCAAGUUUAUUUAACUGGUGGUUUUGCUGCUAUAGGUGGUCUUCUCUUCGGCUAUGACACGGGAGUUAUCUCAGGUGUUCUUACAAUGUCAGAUUUUCUUUUGGCAUUUGGUGGACCGGCAAGCGUCACACGUGGUUCAUUACCAAGUUCUAUAUCAGGUUCUAUUGUGGGUAUUAUGCUGGUUGGUUGUUUUCUUGGUGCACUUUUAGCAGGUCCAUCCGGUGAUCGUUUUUCACGAAAAUAUUCUAUUGUGAUUUUUGCUGUUGUUUUUAUCGUUAGUGCUAUUUUACAAACAGGAUCAUUUAAUUUGUUCAUGCUACUUCUAUCUCGUCUUGUUGCUGGAAUAUCGGUUGGUGCAUUAUCAAUGCUUGUACCUGUAUAUCAAUCAGAAAUAGCUACGAAACAAAUUCGUGGACGUCUUGUAUCACUUCAACAAUGGGCUAUAACAAUUGGUAUUGCAAUUAGUUUUUGGAUUAAUUAUGGUACAAAUGUAUAUUUUUUGGGUAGUAGUUCUGCAUGGCGUAUACCAUUAGCAUUACAAAUUGUACCAGCAUUAAUUCUUGCUGUAGGUAUUCUUCUUUUUCCAUUUUCACCACGUUGGUUAAUGGCUCAAAGUCGUGAUAAUGAAGCAUUACAUGUUUUAAUGAGAAUUCGUUCAGCUUCAUCACUUGAUGUACUUGAUGAAUAUAAUGAUAUUAAAAAUGAAAUUGAUUUUGAACGUCAACAAUCAAUUAAAUCUUAUUCACAAUUUUUUAUUCCACCACUUCGUCGUCGUUUAAUACUUGGCAUAAGUAUACAAAUUUUACAACAACUUACUGGUAUUAAUUCUGUUAUGUAUUAUGCACCAGAAAUUUUUAAACAAGCUGGUUUAAAUGAUCAACGUGCAUCAUUACUUGCAACAGGCAUUAAUGGAUUUGUACUUAUACUUGCAACAAUACCAGCUAUUUUAUUUAUUGAUAAAUUAGGUCGACGUUUUAUAUUAAUUAGUGGAGCAAUAUUUAUGGCAUUAUCAAUGCUAAUUAUAGGUGGAACAAUGGGUGUUCAUGGUUCGACACAUUUUAAUGAAACAACAGGUGCUGUUCAAGUUAUUAUACCAAAUCGACAAGCAUCUUAUGUUAUUAUAAGUUUUGUUUAUAUAUUUGUUGCAGCAUUUUCAUUUAGUUGGGGUCCAACAGCAUGGGUUUAUUGUACAGAAAUAUUUCCAUUAAGUAUGCGUUCAAAAGGUACAUCAAUAACAACAGCUGCUAAUUGGGCAACAAAUUGUAUAGUUUCAUUUCUUGUACCAGCACUUCUUGAAGAUCUUACAUAUGGUACUUAUCUUAUAUUUGGCAUUUUUUGUAUAAUUAUGGGUAUUUUAAUAUAUUUAUUUUAUCCUGAAACAAAAGGAAAAAGUUUAGAAGAUAUGGAUCUUGUUUUUGGUCAAUCUGUAUUGGCUGUUAAACGACGUAGAAAAAAAGAAAAAUUAAAUAUUCAAAUAAAACAUAUAGAAAAAAAUGAAAUUAAUAAAAUUCAAACAUCAUCACAUAAUGGACUUAUUCAAAUUUAUCGUUUUUAA
Molecule: messenger RNA, 1575 nt
Organism: Rotaria sp. Silwood2
Lineage: Eukaryota; Metazoa; Rotifera; Eurotatoria; Philodinida; Philodinidae
Source: the annotation of a GenBank genome assembly